This is a messenger RNA of Cotesia glomerata, 1448 nucleotides long. Its product is annotated as F-box/LRR-repeat protein 3-like. Lineage: Eukaryota; Metazoa; Arthropoda; Insecta; Hymenoptera; Braconidae. The transcript is spliced from 5 exons. The record is from RefSeq and is a predicted model, not a curated record. Bases 476 to 1333 code for a protein of 285 amino acids.
AAUACCACUUCAAAAAUAUUUAUUUCACCUUUCUAUUAAUAUUUUUAUUUAAUGCACACGUGAUCCAGUACGCCUGUUCUCCAAACAUGUCAGGGCCAUUCACGUGAACGGCCUACUUGCUUACAAUCGCCUUUUACCGGUAAUUCUGACUACAUUUUAUAUUGGAUUGGCAUAAGAUCUCUGUUAGUAUAGAGCAAAAGUGUUGCAAUGGAAGGUCUCACAUGCUUUUGAUUUUACUAAGGAAUUAUCAUUUGCUGAAUUUUUUAAUUAAAUCCUUUCAAAUCCUUCUCCCCUACCCUAAACACUCCGUCAAUUGGUUUCAUCAACGGCUUGAGGUCCUUGCUUACCGAGUUUUCUUUCAAGCUUAGUCUACUUUGAUCACAUGUAUUAAUAUAAACUUCACUUUAUUGUGCUAUGAAAAAAAGUAUUAUCUUCACUAGUGGAACAAGAAAAGUUGCCUAAAUUCUAUACUAGGAUGCUUUCAUUAACUAAUUCAUUAUCAGUUUCUGAUAAUUUUUAUUAUUUGGAUGUAACACCUUUUACGAAAGUACAAUCAUCGGAUGAAUUAUUUUUUAAAUCGUUAAGGACGGAUGACAUAUCGACAAGUUGUAGUUUACAGUCAGUCAACACAUGUGAAAAUGUAACAAAUGUUCAAAAAUUACAUCUUGAUGACUCAACAGAAUUGUUAUUAAAAGAUAUUGUAAAAACCAUUAGUCAGUAUCAAUUUCUUCAAGAACUAUCUUUAUCUUAUUCUUUGCUCAGUGAUGAGCUACUCACAGCAUUAUCGUGUGAUGAUCGAAUAAAUCUUAAAACAAUGAAAAUUGAAGUUUACCCUGAUGAAAAACCACUACCACACAUUAGCGAUAAAACGUGGCUUACAUUAGAAAAUCAUUUACCUGAUCUUAAUUUUGUCUUAACGUCGUAUUUAUCAGAUGAAGAUAAUUGUAAUGAUUUCUUUAUAACACCAAUUCCAGUUACUCAUUUAUUUCUUAGUGGAUCUCCGCCUGAAAUAACUGUUGGCAGAAUUAGUAAAUGUUGCACACGACUUGUAGAACUUAUUAUUAGUUCGUAUAAUUUUGGCCUUAUUGACGAACCAUUGAUUGCUGCGGCUAAAGGUUGUCCAAAAUUAUCAGCUAUAAGCCUUGGAGAUUGUGAAUUUACAUGUUCUGGUCUCGUGGAAUUCGUUGGGAUUUGUAAAGAACGUCUUCAAAUACUUUUGAUAUGGGAAACAUGCCUUAUGGAAGAUUCAAAUUUAAAUGUAGAUGAAACAGCUUCCCGAGUUUCAUGUCUUCUAGGUCGACCAUGGAUACCAGAGAGCAUUCCAUUUUGGUAGCAACUUGAAUUAACAUAAUAGAAACAACCUAUCAUUUAAUUUUAUAGAAAUAAUAUAAUUUUAUUGAUCAAACAAUGUAUUUUUAUUAAAAAAAUUUAUGGGUAAUAAAUAAAUA